UUAAAACUAACGGGCGGCGUCACAAACUCACCGAGUUGAAGAAGCGACAAAAACCGCUGAAAGGGGAACCCCGCCCCACGCGACGGAGAUUUUUCCCCGAAAACUCAAUUUCCCAAGCAGAAGAUGGCGAAAGAAAUUGAAUCUCUGACAGAAGACGAAAGACGCGCACUUCGCGGAAGCAAAUUCGCCCCUCUCCCUUCUCUUCCUCGCUCCAGUUCCCACUCCCAACCCAGGUUGGCACAUCCCGGUGGACCAUUGGCGACUAAUAAAGCUGCGGCAUUGGCGAAGUUUCUGGAGCGGAAGCUGAAGGAGCCUAAUGGAUUGGCUUCCAUGAACCCUGAUUUGCUUGAACUUGCUGUCAAUAACGCCAAAAGGACCGUCUAUGCAAGUGGUACUUCUAAUCCCGAAAGAAUUGUUCGACAUGUGGACUCCUUUGGUGACUCUGAUUCAAAGGAUUCUAGUGAUGAAGAACAGAAUGAGAUUUCCAAGGUAAAGGAACACAAGAAGAUGAAGAAGAAGACGAAGAAGAAAGACAAACAGAAAAAGAAAAAGAAAAAACGAAAGGGUGCUGAGGACCCUGGAUGUGCUGUGGUGAAAAAGCCAAAACAGAAGUUUAAAUUCUGAUUAGUUUUUUCUGCUAGAUUUUUAUAAUAACAAGGAGUGAAGAGAAAUUGUUUCAUAGGAAGAAGACAGAAAAGAGGAAAGGGUGGGGGGGGCUCUUCUCUUUUCCUGUUUCGAAGUAAGAAAAUUUAUUAUUCAGGAGGAUUUGUAACAUCAAGUUGUUAGCAAGACUUGCCGACUUCGUGAAAGAAUGUGUAAACACAGAUACGUUACAAAUUUGUAGAAUUUCAAAAUUUUCCCUCGUAAUAUAGAUAAAUUACAAAAA
Messenger RNA from Arachis stenosperma, 886 nucleotides. RefSeq lists its product as uncharacterized. The record is from RefSeq and is a predicted model, not a curated record. Lineage: Eukaryota; Viridiplantae; Streptophyta; Magnoliopsida; Fabales; Fabaceae. The transcript has 5 exons. The coding region runs from base 124 to 624 and encodes 166 amino acids.